UGAGACAGACAGGAAUAUAUUAUGAAUUUUUGCUCUGGAGAGGUCUUCACUGCAGGUUAUUAUGGAUCUAUACAUCGUGUUCGAGCCAAUCAGAUGUAGAAUUUUCUGUGUUUUAGAGCUGGGUGCCAUUACUUUCCCUCCCGCGAAUCGGAUUAAACUGCUGCAGCAUGUCAGGAAUGUGGUCUUUGAAAUAAACCUGAAGAAACAUAGAUAGAUGCAUUAUCAUUUUAAGACAUCUUUACAAAUCUCACGAAAUGUUCAGGGAGAUUCUUUUUCCAACUCAGCAUGCCAACACCCCUCGAAUUAUAGGCAAGCUUUAAUAAAGUACAGCUAAAAAUGUCCGUAAUAACACGCUGUCAUUUCACAUUCAACAAAUUCUCUCAUGCUCUUGCCUCCUGGUCUUAGUGCGCAUGCUCCCUGCAUCCUUUGCCGGUAAAGAGCGCUGCGACUUCAACACAGCCCUCCUGUAAAAUUCUUGGCAGCCUGGAAAAAAAAAAAAAGCAAGAUGAUGAGACCAUCUCGGGUCGGUGCUGCCGCGAAAUGGGAGGAACGUAACUGAGUCCGAAAAGCACAACGACAGACUGACACAAAUAAUCAAAUAUACUGAAAAACAAUCGCAAUAAGAAAGCCUAACUUUGCAGAGUGAAAUCGAAUACAUGCAAACUACCAUGGAGUUAAAGAAAUCUAUUUCGGCGACGGAGAGAGCGCUCAAAAGCUACGGGGCGGUGAUGGAGACCGAGUGGAAAACGGACAAAGACCAGCUGGACAUCGUGUCGAUGGCAGAGACCUCCAUGUCUCCGGAUGAGAUGGAGGUGGAGAUGGUGCGAAUCCAGCGUCUCCGAGAGGUCCUGGUGCGCAGGGAGUCCGAGCUACGAUUCAUGAUGGACGAUAUCCAGUUAUGUAAAGACAUCAUGAAUCUGAAACAAGAACUUCGGAAAAUUGUGGUAGUUCCAGAGAAAGAGAAAACCAAGAAGCACAAGCAGAGGGAGGAGGAAUUGAUCCUGAAAAUUCAUAAACUAGUUCAGAAACGAGAUUUCCUGGUGGACGACGCAGAGGUGGAAAGAUUAAGGGAGCAGGAGGAAGACAAAGAGAUGGCUGACUUCCUUCAUCUAAAACUGAUGCCACUGGAGAAAAUGACCAAAGGGACUGACAGUUCUCCUAAAAAGAAGGUGACCCCUGAACCACCACCCAACAAGCCGUCCAUCGCUAAAUCAGGGGCAGCCAUAAUCAAGGACUGCUGUGGAGCCACAGAAUGCACCAUCAUGUAACCAUGACGAUUCUGAGAGCCCACACUGCUGGCUGGAGCCUGCUUUUGCAGGGAGAGGGGAGAACAAACAAUAAAAAAAAAAAAAAAGAGAUACACUAUAAGAGAUACAAUGUAUGUGUUUAGUCCCAACCUCACAGUCAUAUGAGAGAUCUUUUUCUUGAGGUGAGCCCAGGUUUUUUGCCCCAAUAGUACAUGUCAAAUUUGUAGUAACUCUCAAAAUAAUGAAGUUCAAGUUAAGUUCAACUAAAGCCUGAAAUAUUGCAUGCAGUCACUGAUUGUGGAGUUAGGAAAGGAAUCUGUUCUAUACUUCUGACUUGAGAUUAAAACAUAUUAAAUUAAACAAGGACCCUUUAAAAAAAAAAAAAAAAAAAAAAACACAAUUGGGUGUUAAAAACCUCAACUAAAAAAUUAACACCCAAAUUCACAAACGAACUUAAAAUGUAGUAUGGAAUGAAGCCUUUUUUUAUUGCUUAUCUACUGCUAGAAAGGAUGGCUUCGUUGACAAGAGCAAGGAAAUAGGACUAGAAUUUUAAUUAGUUUGUUAUCCC
This is a messenger RNA of Polyodon spathula (Mississippi paddlefish), 1815 nucleotides long. Its product is annotated as bMERB domain-containing protein 1-like. NCBI's taxonomy places the organism in Eukaryota, Metazoa, Chordata, Actinopteri, Acipenseriformes, Polyodontidae. The record is from RefSeq and is a predicted model, not a curated record. Bases 657 to 1268 code for a protein of 203 amino acids. Gene Ontology annotation, cellular component: microtubule cytoskeleton. Gene Ontology annotation, biological process: negative regulation of microtubule depolymerization. The transcript has 6 exons.